Molecule: messenger RNA, 1855 nt
Organism: Phlebotomus argentipes
Lineage: Eukaryota; Metazoa; Arthropoda; Insecta; Diptera; Psychodidae
Product: protein lin-54 homolog
Exons: 2
Coding region: 2-1852 (616 amino acids)
Biological process (GO): regulation of DNA-templated transcription
Cellular component (GO): nucleus
Source: RefSeq, a predicted model, not a curated record
AAUGGACAAUUCGGACGAAAAUGAGCAAAUUGAGGAGCUGAUCUACUCGGAGACGGAAGAAUUGGAAGAGGAGACCGUGGACAUCCUGCCGAGUGGCGAUGAGGAGAAGGAGGAAGCUUCCACAUCGCAGGUCAUCACGGGCGACCUUCCCGUGAAGAACAUCGUGUGCAUCAAGCCGUCGAGCGGAGGAGGAGGCAUUCCGUUACAGCUGAAGUCCCUCCCGACAUCUCGAAACACGGCCAUUGCGUCACAGGUGCAGAAGCUGAUGGGGAAGCAAGUGACUAUUGUCUCGAAGUCAGUGAGCGGUUCCGUCAGCGGGUCUCCCAUCACACCCAUCACCAUCGCGGCGUCUCCGCGUGUGGCGACGUCCGGUGGACAGCUGGGCCAGAAGAUCGCCCUGCAGUCUGGCGGGAAGAAGAUCGUGACAAUAUCGCCCUCACAGGCGCAACAGUUUAAGCUCGUGUCCUCGGCCUCGCCAUCCUACCUCUCGCGGAUCAAGACCUUGGGCUCCAACUCUGCCCAGAGGAUUAUCGUGAAGGCAUCACCCAGUUCAGUGUCCACGUCGAAGCUGAGUGGGACGUUCAUCGACAUGGGCGGGCAGAAGCAGAUGGUGGUGAAUUCUCCCAACAUCUUGAACAUUGGAGCGUCCUCGUCGCAAGCCCAGAGGAGUCCUGCCAUGAAGUCUAUCAAUGUGCCCAACAAGGUGCAAGUGGUGAGGGUGAUCAACCCAAAGACGCAGCAGCAAUCGCUGCAGAAGAUUGUUAUUGCGCAUCCCCAGAAGGUGAAGGUGGAAGACAGUCGCUCCUCAACCUCUCCGGGAUCUGGUCCUCCGCCGAAGCUGGUGAUUCAGAGCAAAAACGGGCAGUGCUUCUACGUGGCCACGUCGCCCACAAAGACCAACACCACCAAGUACACGCUCGAGACGAAGGGAUCGCCAUCUGGAUCUGGCCAGAGAGCGGCCCAUCCUGUGCCGAUGUCGAAGAUUGUGCUGGACAAGGACAAGCUGAAGGUGGUCUUUCCGGAGCCCACCAUCCUCAACUCGAGUGUGUCCAACAACUCCAAGAGUUUUCCCGUGCACGUGUUCACCAGCAAGACGGGUCACUCGCCCGGCUCCAACACAACGGUGACAAACGUGCGCAACUUCAGCAACAAGCCCAUUAUCACGGAGCGCAAGGUGGAGGUGAAGGAGAAGAUCGACAUCGAGAAGCUGCUGGAGGGCGGCGGGCUGCACGACACGGGCAAGAGGCGACCUUGCAACUGCACGCGCUCGCAAUGUCUCAAGCUCUACUGCGAGUGUUUCGCCAAUGGGGAGUUCUGCAAGAACUGCAACUGCAAGGAGUGCUACAACAGCCUGGAGCACGAGGAGGAUCGCCAGAAGGCCAUCCGACUGUGUCUGGAUCGCAAUCCUAACGCCUUCCGGCCAAAGAUUGGCAAGUUCAAUGAGGAGGACGCCAUCCGGCGACAGCACAACAAAGGCUGCAACUGCAAACGCUCCGGCUGCCUCAAGAACUACUGCGAGUGCUACGAGGCGAAGAUCUCGUGUUCGAACAACUGCAAGUGCUUCGGCUGUCGCAACGUCGAGGGCUACUUCCCGCGGGACGACAGCACACCGACGGCGGGGACGAAACGCCAGAGCCAGGAGCUGGAGCCCGAGUGCUCGCCACGCAAGCAAGCGUGCAACUUCAUGACACCCGACGUCGUGGAGGCCUCCAUUCAGUGCAUGAUCGCCCAGGCGGACGACUGCCAGAAGUCCAGCGUGCCCUUCCUGCUCACCGAAAAGAUGAUCCUCGAGGAGUUUGGCCGCUGUCUGGCCGAGAUCAUUGACUUCUCCUUCAAUAACACCGACUAUUAACUU